CAUUCCAGUUUUUGCAUCGGGUCUGUUCACAUAAAAAUUAGAAAAUUCUGAUCGUAGAUUUCUUUUUUAAUAUUAGAUUUUUUGUGUUUGUGAUUAAUAUUAAAGCUAGUUUAAAAUCGCCAGAGCGAUAUUUUGUAAAUACAUUUCAACAAAUAUAAUUAGUUUUCAUUCAAAAUUAACACUUUAACGAACAAACUCGAAAAAAAUGGCAACACGUCGGGCUGCAGCUAUCGUUGAUGAGAAUUUAAUCACUCAUGGAGAUGCAUUGUCAGUUGGUGUCAAAAAAACGACACUCCAUACAGCGACAACAACAACAACAACACGUCGUGCGGCACUUGGUAAUUUGGUGAAUCGUACUGAAAAAUCGCGCAUUUUGAAUGAUAAAAAAUUGAUCAGUCAAAAUUCGGCUGAAAAUAUACCGAAUACAAUUGAUUUAAAGAACGUCAAAGCCCGUGUUGACACUCAUUGGAAAAAUGAGCCCCUACGAAAGCCACUUUUACGCAACAAUUCAGUCAGUAAGACCUCAAUCACGAGCAUCGGUUCAAAUGGUUCCGGUCAAUCUGGUCCAAAAUUGGUGCGCGUCAAAUCAACGGAAACGGCAACACUCAAAGAAGUCAAAAUUGAAAAGCCAGUUAUGAAACGGCAAGAUAGCACAUUGACACGACGCGCCAAACUUGCAACGAUCUUACCGAAAACUGCAAAUUCAUCAGAAAUUCUAAAGAAAAAGGUGCCAACCAACAAACCGGAACCAGAGGCAGAAGCGCCAAAACUAAUCGCUGACAAUCCAGUCAUUCAAUCAAGAUUCUGUCCACCAUCGUUUUCAUCAUCGUACUCUAAUGGUUUGAUCAAUGGCUUUGACGGUUUAAAUAUUGAUGAUGGUGACGAACGAAAUUGCUUGCUUGUAUGCGAAUACGUGAAUGAUAUCUACGCAUAUCUAUUUGAAAUGGAACAAAAGUAUGCCAUUCGAAAGAAUCAUUUAGAUGGACAAACAGAGGUACAUCCAAGAAUGCGUACAGUUCUAUUGGAUUGGAUAAGUGAAGUACACACGCAAUACCAUUUUACUCAGGAAACAUUCCAUAUAACCGUGUCACUCAUCGACCGUUAUUUGCAAACGGUCAAAACGACAUCACGGAAAAAUCUUCAAUUAGUUGGCGUGGCUGCAUUAUUUGUUGCAUCAAAAUAUGAAGAAUUAUACCCACCAGAUGUGAAUGACUUUGUUUAUAUUACAGACAACACGUACACAAAAGAGCAAAUUCUUCAAAUGGAGAAGCACAUUUUGAAGAAAUUGAAAUUUGAAAUGGGAGCUCCAACUGCAAUUCACUUCUUACGUCGAUUCUCAAAGGCUGCUAAAGCCGACAGUCAAAUACACAUUUUAUCGAAAUAUUUCAUUGAGCUGGGUGCCAUCGAUUAUGGACUUUCCGAAUACCUGCCAUCUGAGAUUGCAGCAGCAUCAUUGUAUGUCUCAUUGUGUAUUAUGGAAUCGCUAAUGUGUCCGGACAAAUCCAUCAAGUUUGACACCUUGUGGAAUUCAGUUUUGGAGUUUUACAGUACGUACAGUGCAGAAUACUUGCGGCCAAUUGUCAAAGAUUUGAUUACAUACGUAUUGAACGCACCAACGUCAAAAACAAAUAACGUCUAUAUCAAAUACAAAUCGGUAAAACAAGGUGAAAUGGCUCUAAUUUGUGAAAGAUCCCACAACAUUUUGAGAAAAAUCAUCAAUCAAGAAUGAACACAUUUACGAUAACGCAUUCACGCAUACACAUGCACAUCUUCCACAGAAGAAACUUUGCACAUUUUUUUUAAUCAUUGGUCCUUUUUUCACUUCAUUUAGAAAUGUAUUUUUUUUUAUUGUGUUGGUUUAUAUUGGACGAGUAUAAAUGCGAUUCAGCGUACGAAAUAUAAAGAAGUUUUUAAACAAAAUUGCAUGUUUGUAUAAAAAAAAUGAGAGAGAAAGAGAUAAAAAAUUUGUACCAAACGAUUUUUGUUCGAAGAUACGAGCCCAUUCCCAACGGAGGCCAUUUGAGUUCAAAAUAAUUUAAUCGAAUAAAGUGAAUGAAUAAAGUAUUUUAAGGCUCUCAAAAAUUAAAAA
This is a messenger RNA of Contarinia nasturtii (swede midge), 2089 nucleotides long. RefSeq names its product G2/mitotic-specific cyclin-B (gene CycB). Bases 206 to 1729 code for a protein of 507 amino acids. The transcript has 6 exons. Gene Ontology annotation, cellular component: cyclin-dependent protein kinase holoenzyme complex; cytoplasm; nucleus. Gene Ontology annotation, molecular function: cyclin-dependent protein serine/threonine kinase regulator activity. Gene Ontology annotation, biological process: regulation of cyclin-dependent protein serine/threonine kinase activity; mitotic cell cycle phase transition. The record is from RefSeq and is a predicted model, not a curated record. Lineage: Eukaryota; Metazoa; Arthropoda; Insecta; Diptera; Cecidomyiidae.